Messenger RNA from Diabrotica balteata, 231 nucleotides. NCBI's taxonomy places the organism in Eukaryota, Metazoa, Arthropoda, Insecta, Coleoptera, Chrysomelidae. The record is from the annotation of a GenBank genome assembly.
AUGGAAGUAAAACAAGAAAUUGGCGAGGAAACCUUUAAAGUUGAAAUUGAAUGGAAUCAACUGGAUGAUGGUCUUUGGGAUGAUUUAAAAAAAUGUGAAAUUAAGGAAGAAUCUAGUAGGCAAAAUACACAUGACACAUGUGACUAUUUAGACUCCAAGAAAUGUCCUGUAAUUAUUAAAAUCGAACAUGAAAAUAAAAUUGGAGAAAACCAAAAAACUGAAAAAGGUUAG